Messenger RNA from Clupea harengus (Atlantic herring), 1073 nucleotides. It is a transcript of the gene badb, whose product is annotated as BCL2 associated agonist of cell death b. Gene Ontology annotation, biological process: apoptotic process. The record is from RefSeq and is a predicted model, not a curated record. NCBI's taxonomy places the organism in Eukaryota, Metazoa, Chordata, Actinopteri, Clupeiformes, Clupeidae.
GUGAUAGGCUGAGCGCAGAGUGCCGAGGCAGUUGAGCAAGAACAGGAGGACAACUUGAGACACCAAGCAACAACAGCAACGAAAGGGCAAAAAACAUAAGUCAAAUACUUGCUAUUGUCGCACGAUCAUUGUAACCCGCUGAAAUAAUCAGAUGUGCCAAUGGCCCUGAUGUUUCACAUAUCUGAUUCCGACUCUGACACGCCUGAGGAAGAUCGAGUCAGAAGAGCGGCCACAAAGGUGCCACCCUCUGGAGGCACACUGCAAAUACCUGGCCACAAAGCAGGAAAACUGUCUACAAGGCACAGGGUUAACUCUGAAGACCAGACCUCUCGAAGAUCUGAACAUGGAGAGGAGGGCGGUUUUUCCUCCGAUGACACACCAUUCCGGGGUCGCUCCCGCUCAGCUCCCCCUGCCCUCUGGGCUGCCAAAAAGUACGGCCAGCAGCUAAGGAGAAUGAGCGAUGAGUUUGACACCCUGCUAAGCAAAGCGGACAUGAGGCGGGUACGGAGCGCAGGGUCAGCCCGGCAGAUGCGAAAAUCCUCCAGCUGGUUUCCCUCCUUCUGGAGCCACAAAGAGACAGACGGGGAUGCAAGCAUCACGGACUCAGAGACCUUCACCGCUGAAUGAGGAUGAGGAUGAGCGCAACCAUGGCCAGAGGGGAAGGAGUAGGCCACCAGCGAAGGCACUGAAAUCUCAGAGAAACCUCUAUACACUAUCUCCCAGCGUAAGGCCCUACACCUUGCCACUCAGACAGACCUUCCACAGCUCUUUUCAUGCCUCCUGAACUUAAUGCACACACCAUGCAAGGACAGAUUGAGGCAUUGACAGGAGCAGUAAGGAUUAAAAACAUAGUUGAUCCUGCAACGAUCUAUUGGAAGACUUGUGGAGAGGUGUGGAUUCAGAAACUGCUACUUUUACAAUAGUGCUUACUACGCAAGCAUGGCUGAAAAGUUGGGGAAAGGAUUAGAAUGGUCUUAUUAUCUAGGGAGCAAACUAUGCGUGGACCAGGAGAACUGUUGGGCAUUAUUCCAUCUGAUGUUGAUUUGUAAGACCGCAAUAAUUUGGCCAAUUCA